Molecule: messenger RNA, 8127 nt
Organism: Stegostoma tigrinum
Lineage: Eukaryota; Metazoa; Chordata; Chondrichthyes; Orectolobiformes; Stegostomatidae
Gene: camsap3
Product: calmodulin regulated spectrin-associated protein family, member 3
Exons: 19
Coding region: 431-4831 (1466 amino acids)
Biological process (GO): neuron projection development; cytoplasmic microtubule organization; negative regulation of microtubule depolymerization
Cellular component (GO): microtubule minus-end
Molecular function (GO): calmodulin binding; microtubule minus-end binding; spectrin binding
Source: RefSeq, a predicted model, not a curated record
GAGUCGAUCAUCUCUAAAACAGUGUGGAGACAAUAAUGCGAGACUGCUGAUUGUGAAUCAGGCAGGCUGGGGAGGGGAGAAUAGUCGUGGAGAGGUCCCCUCUAGAUGGUGCUGUGUGUGAAGGCUGCAGGACACCUGAGCUGGUUUGGAAAAAAAAUGACGAUUUCAGUGCAGCCCAGCCUCCGGCUCCCAGUGUGAGUCAGCGCAGUACCUGGGCUCUGAGAGCAGGCAGAGGGAGCCGGGGGGGGAGUGGAAAGAAAAAGGACGGAAGAAACGAAAUGAAAUGAGCUUUUCAUCCGGCAACAGCCUGCGACUGCAAGCCGAAUAAAAAGUGGCGGACCGAAGACCAGAUCCGGACGGAGUGGAGAAUUUAAAUUGGGCUUGUUCGGAUUAUCCCCAGCUCUGCGGAUGGCCGCUGUCGCCUCCUACCAUGGUAGAUGUAGGUGAAAUGAGGAAGACGUUCCUUGUUCCGGAGAUCAAGCCCUUGGACCAGUACGAUUUUUUCAGAGCUAAGAUCGCAGGAAGCCUGUCGUGGCUCCUGGCCAAAUCCUACGGAUCAGAGAAUGUUCCGGAUGAGCUGAGAGAGCCGUUUUACACGGACCAAUAUGACCAGGAGCACAUCAAACCACCUGUCAUUCGCCUGCUGCUUUCCUCGGAUAUCUACUGCCGGGUCUGCGGCCAGACUCUCUCAGACGAUGGGGCUGGCCCACCUCAGGAUAACAUGGCCGUCCUGCAGGCUCUAUCACGAAAAGGACUCCAGGUGAAGGACCAGGAGGUGGUGGUGACUGGGGCCGACCUUGGCAAGAAACCCAUCAAAAUGAGCGCCCACUUGGCUGUAAUUGAUGGCCUGAUGACUGCCUACAUGAUGGAAACACUGCGUGGUAGGAAGGUGGCAGCGGGCGCAGAGGGAAUUGGGAGCCUUGGUCUGUCGAAAGAAGUCGUAACCGGUAUGGAAUACAAUCUGCUGCUCUGGGUUGAUAAGAUAAACCAGAAGUUAAAAGCUGUCUCUGAGAAGCUACACCAGUUGAGACUACAGCCGAGCGUAGACAAUCCAACAAACCAAGGGUGUCCCACCAAGUGGUACUGGAAGCUAGUUCCUCAUGCCAUCGCUUUUUGUUUGAAGGAGUCUGAGAAUAAGCCUCCUAUGAUUCGCUACAGAAAGGACAAGGUGCUGACCAAGCAGACUCCCUGCUUCCCCACGGUAACCCAGCUCAAGGACCUUGCCAAUGGAUGCGCCGUAGCAGCCCUGAUCCAUCACUACUGUCCGGAUGUUCUGCGGUUGCAAGAUGUUUGCCUGAAGGAGACCAUGUCUGUAGCAGAUAGUCUGUACAACUUGCAACUGAUUGUGGAGUUCACCCAGGAGUACCUGGGCAACUGUUGUCACUUGGGUCUGGAGGAUAUGCUGUACACUUCGCCAGUUUUAAAGAUUAAUAUCCUGACGUUUGUAGCUGAGCUGUUCUGGUGGUUUGAAGUUCUGAAGCCAGAGUUUGUUCAGCCAAGAGAGAUUCCAGAUCUGGAAGAUGCUUCCAGAAGUGGAUUGAACACCCCGUCAGGGGCUGACAACUCCAGUCGCCUGCCAGCAUUUCUCCUGAAGCAGCCCUUCCUGCCUGUGAUCCAGCAAACAUCCCCUUCGAGGAGCAGCUCAGGUUCACUGAAUCACUCUACCUCAAUGUCACAAGUUGAUUCUUUUGGGAAGGCGUGGACAAAGAAGCAACUGAAGAGGCCAUUGUCCCAAGCUGUGUCCUUCAGCAUUCCCUUUGGACUGGACAGUGACGUGGACAUUGUCAUGGGUAAUCCUGUUGGAUUGAUGAGAUCAGUGAGCUCUGAUAGCCUGACCUCCAACACGUACCGGUCUCACAACUGUCUUCCGCAGGCUGGCAACAAUUCCUCGGAAGAACCGGUCAGUCACCGAGCGAGGGAGGAUCUCGGGAGCGGGACCGGGCCAACCAUGUCUCCGAGGGCAGCCAGGAAGGGCUUGCUGUUGCCCAAUGAGGUGGCUGAGAGCGAGCACCACUUGCCCGUUGAAAACGGGGUUGCGGGUGAUCAUAGCAACUGCACGGAGCUGCCAACCAUCGAAGAGGCGCUGAAGAUAAUCCACAAUACAGAUAAACUAGAGCCCAGGCUCCGUCCUGAGGGAGCACCAGAUGGCUUCUUCCUCCACAGGCCUGAUUUGGCUGAAGACUUUCUAAAGCCCAAGACCAGCCCAUCCAAAGUUGACCUCUAUCCUUCCUACAAAAGUCAAGAGUCUGGGGUUCUCGCGGCCUCUGAGGACCAGAUGAACAGCGGAGCUGCUCCAUCCGAAGACGGGAACUUCUCUCGGGACGACGACUCCGUUCUGAGGGACAACAGCUUGGAGUCGGACGGCGAGGACUCUUCGAGGCCGGCCCAGGAGGAGAAGGACUAUGCCAGCAAGGACGAGUGCACCUCCUGCUUCAGCUCCCUCAGCUCACAGGCUGAGAGCGUGGGCUCUUCGGGAUCCGGUGUGAAGAUGACCAGCUUCGCUGAGAGGAAGAUGAAGAAGAUGAGCGCGCCCGACUCCAAGUCGAGCAGCUCUCAGAAGACGACGCCAGACAGCUCUGAGCUCAACGACCAGCAGAUGGCAUCCUGGGUUCAGAGGCCUGCUGAUGAGAGCCCCAGCCAAAACCAAGCCCUGGCGUCCGAGAUGACCCAGCUGGGAAUACGAUUGGAGGAGAAACGGCGAGCCAUCGAGGCCCAGAAGAAGCGAAUCGAGGCCAUUUUCGCGAAGCAUCGGCAGAGACUGGGCAAGAGUGCAUUCCUGCAGUUGAAAAGGAAAGAGGAAGGGGGAGAGCCAGAGAAUGGAGCCUCAGCUUGUGAAGACAAGAGGAAGCUAUCCCUGGAGGAAAGGUUAUCCAAAAUCGAGGAUGAAGAGGAAAAUGACAGCCCAACACAGCCUGAAUUCAAGGGCCAGGAUGGCAGGGCUUUGGAAAGAGACCAUGAGGAGGAAAGCUCUGGUGGGAACUUGGGAGGAAGGGACACCAAACUGAGACGACCAGAGUCUCCCAAAGAGCCUGAGGUGGAUGCCGAUAUUGGAGAGUACAACAAUGCCGUGGCCAAACUCAACUCAGCGCUGUCCUCGCUUCAAAUCGACAUGCAGCGCUUGGCCCAGCAACAGGAAAGCCUGAUGGAGAAGAAGAACAUGCAGGCCUGGGUAAUCCCUGUUCCCAAAGCCACUGUCUCCUCCUCCUCACAGAGGCCGUCACGCACAGCCGAGUUCUCGUCUCCAUCGCCCUCGCCCUCACGCAAGCCGGUUUCCUCCGGAACCCGUUCGCCACAGUCCGGCCAGAAGAAGGCCAGCGCCCCCACUCCCAAAAGCCCGAGGCAUUCCCGGCCGGCUGAGCUGAAGAUCACACCUUUGACCCGCGUCCUCACCCCCCCGCAGAACGUGGACUCCUUACCUCACCUCCGAAAGUUUUCGCCGAGCCAGGUCACCGUCCAGACCAAGUCUUCCAUUUGCUUCGGCGAGGACGACGAAGAGCCGGACCUCGACGUGCGGCCCAAGCAGAGGCCGGUCGGGCCCGUGGCGGGCUGCGGAAGUCUGGCAGAUGAGCCUUCGGCGCCGGAGAGAGACGAGCCGCCCUUUGACCUCGAAAACGAAGGUAACCUCCGGCCCGUGGGGCCAGUUGUAGCCCGGAAGCCGGGUGGCCAGCCGGAAGAGUUGCCUGACGCUGGGCGAAAGGACAAUGCCACCGCCGCUAAAAGGACUAGUUUAAUCGAGAUACCGUUGUCUUCCUUGAAAGGCCAUGAGGAGGGUGAGGAUGGAUCAGAGAACGUUGGGGACUCUGUGACUGGCCAGGUGGACCCUGAACAGAGGUCUGUGGGUUUCUUCUACAAGGAUGAGGCGAAGGCAGAGGAAGAGAUGGCUCUGAAGCGAGCUGCGCUGAUGGAGAAGCAGCAGAAACGGACGGAGGAGUUCAGGAAGCGGCGCAUGUGGUUGGAUGCGGAAAAGGAGCAAAAGAAAGAGGAGAUGAGACAACAAGCAGAGGAAGAGAAAGUGGAGAAGAGUUUCAUCAAGCAGGAAUAUCUCCGGCGACAGCAGCUCAAAAUAAUGGACGAUCUGGACAAGGUCCUGAGAGCAAAGACCACACUGAGCAAAGGGAGGAAGCCCCGGCCCAAGUCGUCAGUGUUUCGUGAUGAUUCUGUUCUGACCCGCAGCCCAGUAAAGGGUCUGCUAGGCUCCAGGCUGAACAAAGUGUACUCUCGGUCUACCCUCUCCUUAUCCACCAUGGUCAACGACUCAGCCAAUAGUCUCUCGGUCAAGAAAAGCCCCAGGGCGGACUCCCCUUCAGGGCUGCCAUCUCCCAGCCGGCUGGUGAGCAAUCACAAUGGUGAGAAAGACUGGGAGAACGCUUCAACCGCCUCAUCGCCAGCGUCUAUCCCGGAGUACACGGGUCCCAAGCUGUACAAGGAGCCCAGUGCCAAGUCGAAUAAAUUCAUCAUCCAAAAUGCGAUCACACGCUGCUGCCUGGCAGGAAGGGUGAAUGAGCCCCAGAAGAACAAGAUAUUGGAGGAAGUCGAGAAAAGCAAGUCGAAUCAUUACCUGAUCCUGUUCCGUGACAACAGCUGCCAGUUCCGGGCUGUGUACACCUACAGCCCGGACUCUGAGGACAUGCACCGCGUGGCUGGUGUCGGGCCCAAGGUCAUCACUAAGAACAUGAUCGAGGGAAUCUACAAGUACAACUCUGACCGCAAGCAGUUCACCCAAAUUCCCAGUAAGACCCUCUCGGCCAGCGUCGACGCCGUCACCAUCCAGGGUCACUUGUGGCAGACAAAGAGGCCGGGUACCCCCAAGAAACCAGGACCGUCCAAAUGAUGGGCUCGCUGCCAACAGGCCACCAUCCCUGCCCGCUCCCCCUACCCUCCCCCACACCCCUAUACAGGCAGAUGGCUUCUGGGCCCUGGUUUGCCAAUUGUUUUAUCCUCCUGAGCGCCUGUCUGUCUGUUUGUCUCUUUUUUUUUAUUUUUCAUUUUCUAAUAUUCGCCAAGGGCAAUUGAACCAUGCCAGGGCCUUUUGACAUCUCUGCAUGCUGCCGUCACUCGCCUGGGGCACAUCGCAAGCUAGCGUGGACCGUACCCGUUCUGGGAAGGGGUUACAAACCCAGCACCCUGAUAACCGGCAGAGUCUGCCCCAAUGGCUUUGUCGAGCGAUGGAGUCGAGAGGUUGGGCCGGGGCUGUGUAUCUGAAAUUUGAAGCAAGGACGAGGCAAGGACUUGUGGAUGGGUCAAAAAUUUCUUGUGUUUUUUUUAAAAGAAUGGUAUACAAAUAAAUUAGAUGUACAAAUUUUUGAGGUUAAAUUCCUGAAGGUUACUACUGAUGAUUGAAAUGUUGUGUCUGUAUAUAAUGGAGCUAUUUAAAUGAUUCAGCUGUUUGUAUAGAUGAAAUAUUUAAGGUACUCUCACUUAUUGGAAUCUAUAAUUGGGAGGUGGUAACGAUGUUUGCAAGAUCCUGUGAAUAACUUGCUCCAGUAUUUGAGUGCGAUCUGAGUUCUGAACUAUUCAAAUAAUCACUAAAACCAUUUCUACCUGCCUCUUUGUGGAGAGCAUGGGAAAAAAGUAUCUUCAAUCAAUAGCUUAAGAAGCUCUGCAUCCUCGGAGUAUUGAGUGCGGGCGUGGGCCUUCAAGGAAAGUUGCAACCUAGCUGUGAACCCAAACUCUUCCUCCCCUCCCCUCCCCACACUAACUGCUUGAAUUUUCCCAGGAUCGAUCCAGGAUUUGAUUGGGUCGAAUCCCAUUCAGAUUUGACCUUACACCAUCUGCCAGGGCUUGGGCCUGUCCGAUUGGCUCCGAAGCUCACUCUGUGACACCGCUCCAGAUCGAAACUGCUCUAAAUCCCAGGCAUUCUGGCCUCUGUUUGAUGAAUUUUCCCUCCUAACGCAUCACGUGUUCUAAGUUUGGGGUCUCGAUGGUGAUCCGAUCCAAUGUAAACCUCACCACCUCACUUCCUAGGGGAGCCUCUGAGCCAGCCAGGACUCGACUUUGAACUUUCCCAACUAAAUCUAGCCCAGUUUAUUGAUCUGUAAUAUGCAGGCUCAGGAUCCCAUAAGAACAUUUUGGCCUGUCUUUGUUAUUAUUCAGAAUGUGGGAUCUCUUAAGUGUGCCGCAUAGAGGAGCUCACGUCUACACUGACAACAACAGGAGCAGGGAGCCCUGAUCCAUUGCACCUCUGGUUUCUGAUCAGCUCCAAAUACGUUCGGAACCUGUUGUUGAAAAUGGCUGGGUUCUGUGUUGUUCAUUUGAUAUCUGUUAUUUUGUGUUCCUUUCUGCUGUUCCCCAUUCCAGAUUGAUUCAGGGAUUCCCAGGGAAGUAGCCUGAGCCAUCUAGAACUUUGCAUUGACAGCUGAAUCUCACUCUCACAUGCGGCAACGAGCCUGAAUGGGAUUUCUGUGCACUGUUGGUAUCUCUCAUUGACACCGCACCCCCUGACCCCCACCCACACCCCAUACCCCUCCUGCCUGUGUCUCUCCCUUUCCCCCCAGCAAGCUGAAUUGGAUGCUGUGCCAUUGUGUAGCAUUCCACUGAAGCCCUGCCAAAAGUUGUCAUCUUCAUUUCCGCUGCAUGAGAAAGGGAGAUGCCUAACAGCUUUUACAAUUUCGAGCUUGUGAUCUCCUUGAGUUAAGUGACUCAAUUCCUAGUCUGCAUUCUCUGCAGUGAGAAGGUCGGACAAAGGCUUGGUUCCCUGUUGCUUGGGUCCACCUUGCCUGUCUAUUCAGAAUGCGAUUGAGUCUGUUAAAAGAACAGCAUUGGUUCACUAAGUGGCCUGGUGUUAUCCAUCAGGGCUGUGGGCAGGGAGAGACUGAAUUCUGUUUGGUGAAUGCAAGGCUGUGCUGAUUUGUAGCUUGUACACAUGUUAAAUGUAUGUGCAUAUGUGUGUAUAUAUAUAUUAAAAAAGACACUCGAGGAAUGACAAAUCCUGGAAGCAAUUAUGCACGUUGCUUAAUUUUAGCAUUUAUGUUGUGGCACUUAGACUGUGAACUGGGUUGUGUGGGUAUCCAAAAUAAGGACAAAAAUUAGGAUUCAGCUCUGGACUGUUUCUGUUGGAUUUUGCUGAUUUUUUUUUUGUUUUUUGUUUUUUGUUUUGGUUCUGCUUGGAUCAGAUAAAUGGAAUUUUUAUUCUUUCUUUUUUGGUCCCUCGUGUACUGUUUCCGCACUCGGCUGGUAAACAGGUCACGGCAUGGUCAGGCUGUUGGAGUUACUUGGAAGUGCCCUCCACUUGGCCUUUCCCUGUGCCAGUCUGCGUCAAUCCCCUUUCAAAGAAGCUGUUGUCGCUGCUAUACCGUGGUGACAGGUCGGAGUAAUCGGUGCAGAGUGAUUUGUCUGCUGGAGGGUGUUGGAGCUGAGCUGACUCACCCUAAACUCCUCCACCCACAAAGGGACUACGGAGCAACUUGAAUGCUGACAGACAAGGGUCUUGAGGGAUGGUGGGACCAGCCGUUUGGGAAUGCACCCACUUUUCCCCACUGCCAUGUCCACCUUUACAUUCUGUGCAGUUGGAUGUUCAGCAGAUGUAACUGUAAACAUGUCUCUUCCCCAACCCACCUCCCUGAAAGAGAGGGCAAUGAGAAUAAAUAUUAAUCUUCCACAUUGCAACAAAAGGACAUUCGCUAAUAUGUAUAUAUUGGACCCACCCUGGUGAAACUGGCUCUUUUAUCCCCCAAACGUCUGAUUUGAUGGAACCGCUUGUGUUUUUUUUGUUCUUGAAAGUGGAUAUCACUUCGCAGUCGUCCUGUGGGACCAGGUUUCCUGGAUUUUGCUGGAAAGCUUUCACUUGAUCUACGGACUGUUCUAGAAACACACGCAGUGGGAAAAGACACCCUGCCUUUCCCAAAAUGGGACCCAUCAACCACUGCAGUGAUGUUGCUAAACCCUUCUGGGGCUUGUUGAUGACCAGUAAGUUGACCAUAAGUAAGCCUGGUCUCUCAUUAUUUUGUUUUUAACCCAAUAUGUAACAUGGUACAGGGUACAAUGCUCGAGAUGUGACCUUUGGGUACAAAAUGGACUCAUGUUUGUGUCUACAGAUGUGGAAUGUGGACUCUGUAAUAUUAGAAGGCGUAUCAUGAAAAAAUUACCUUGGAAGUUUAAUAAAAACAAUUUACCAAUUUAUAAGAAGUA